Molecule: messenger RNA, 918 nt
Organism: Theileria equi strain WA
Lineage: Eukaryota; Apicomplexa; Aconoidasida; Piroplasmida; Theileriidae
Product: equi merozoite antigen 1
Exons: 1
Coding region: 65-883 (272 amino acids)
Source: RefSeq, a predicted model, not a curated record
GUGUCACUAUACAUUUAUCGCUCAAAUCGCCUUGAAGUUUUAGGGUGAAGAAAUUUCUGUCAAGAUGAUUUCCAAAUCCUUUGCUUUUGUUUUCGCAUCCAUUGCCAUUUCGAGCAUCCUCGCCGAGGAGGAGAAACCCAAGGCCUCUGGAGCUGUCGUCGACUUCCAGUUGGAGUCCAUUGACCACGUCACCAUCGACAAGCAGUCCGAGGAGCACAUCGUCUACACUGCUCAUGAGGGCUAUGCAGUUGAGAAGGUCAAGGAAGGCGACUCCGUCAUCAAGACCUUUGACUUGAAGGAACAAACCCCAAAGACUGUCGUCAGGCACAUCAAGGACAACAAGCCAUACGUCGUCAUCGCCGUUGAGUCCGCCCUUCACCUCGUUCUCAAGAAGGACGGUGAUAAGUGGGUCGAGCUCGAGGUCGCCGAGUUCUACCAGGAGGUCUUGUUCAAGGGCUUCGAGGCCGUCUCCGUUGACUUGGCCGCUGCAGUCUCCGACAAGUUCACCGAGACCACCUUUGGCUCCGGCAAGAAGCACACCUUCAAGGCUCCAGGCAAGCGCGUCCUCAAGGUCGUCGAUGGCAAGACUGAGUUGAUUGAUGGUGACAACGAAGUUGUUCUCGACCUUGAGCUCUUUGUUUCCAGUGACAACAAGGUUGCCAGAGUUGUUUACCUCUACAAGGGCGAUGGCAGAAUCAAGGAAAUCUUCUUGAAACUCGUUGAAAAGGCCUGGAAGAGAGUUGAGGUCAAGGAUGCCGCCGAGACUUUGCAUGGCAUCAACAGCACCUUCCCCGCUGACUACAAGGUCGUAUACGAUGGCUUCUCCGUCUAUGGCGCACUCUUGGCUGUCGCCGCCAUUGCAUUUUCUACUCUAUUUUACUAAGUGACGACAUGCUCAUAAAAUUGUGAUCAUGUAUA